Molecule: messenger RNA, 3313 nt
Organism: Aegilops tauschii subsp. strangulata
Lineage: Eukaryota; Viridiplantae; Streptophyta; Magnoliopsida; Poales; Poaceae
Source: RefSeq, a predicted model, not a curated record
AUGUUACCUGUUAUAAAAUUUGCUCUCUUGCCAUCUGUGCUCAUACUGGCAUCAGCUUCAAGUUUCUGGGCACUGGCAUCCAGCAAUAAGACUGAUCUGGAUGCCUUGAUAGCAUUAAAGGCGGGUCUAAGCCGUCACUCGUAUGCACUAGAUUCAUGGAACACAACUGCUGACUUCUGCCAAUGGCAUGGUGUCAUCUGCAGCCUCAAUCAUAAGCAAAGGGUCUCAGCACUUAAUCUCUCCUCGGCGGGCCUUCGUGGAUAUGUAGCUCCUUCCCUGGGGAACCUCACUUACCUGAGAAGUCUAGAUCUCAGCUACAAUCUAUUUCAUGGUGAAGUCCCAUGGACAAUUUCCCAGCUGUCACAAAUGUCAUAUCUUGACCUCUCAAACAAUUUGCUCCAGGGAGAAAUUCCUUGGACAAUUGGCCAGCUCAGACAGUUAUCACACCUCUAUCUCUCAAAUAAUUCAAUUGAAGGUGGGAUCAUGUAUGGCCUGAGGAACUGCACCCGUCUUGUCAGCAUCAAACUUGGCCUGAACAAGCUCCACCAAGAAAUCCCUGAUUGGCUUGGAGGCUUGUCAAGGAUUGAGGUCAUGUCACUAGGGAAGAACAAGUUCACAGGGAUCAUCCCACCAUCACUUGGCAACUUAUCAUCGCUGCGGAUAUUGAACAUCAAUGACAACCAGCUGAGUGGUCCGAUUCCUGAGAGUCUUGGCAGGAUCAGUAAGCUUGAGAAGCUAGGACUGCAAGUAAACCACCUCUCAGGCACCAUCCCAAGAACGGUCUUUAACAUGUCCUCACUCGCCCACAUCGGUCUGCAGAUGAACGAGCUAAGCGGCACACUUCCCUCCGGAUUGGGCAAUGGGCUACCAAAAAUCGACCACCUUAUCCUUGCUCUGAACCAUUUCACUGGAAGAGUUCCAUCUUCACUUGCAAAUGCAACCACGAUUCAGUCACUUGACCUCUCUGUUAACAAACUCACUGGAUCCGUGCCUCCAGAGAUUGGAGCACUCUGCCCGAACUUCCUGAUUCUUAAAGGAAACCAGCUGAAGUCAAGCACUGCCCAGGACUGGGGGUUCAUCACUUCAUUAACAAAUUGUACUAGUGUUAAAGGUGUCAUAUUGCGACACAACAGGUUUAGUGGUGUGCUUCCAAAUUCUAUCGCAAACCUGUCCAGGCAACUCGAAUUUUUUGAUAUUAGUUUCAAUGAGAUUUAUGGCAAGAUACCAGUUGGCAUUGGCAACUUCCCUUACCUAAUCAAGCUCGGACUCUCUAGAAAUCGAUUUACAGGUGCCAUACCAGACAGCAUAGGGAACUUGAAAAUGCUCCAGUGGUUGACACUAGAUAAUAACCGUAUUUCUGGCACGAUGCCGUCCUCGCUCGGGAACUUAACACAGUUGGAGCACCUUUCAGUAGCUAACAGUGUCUUGCAAGGAUAUCUUCCAGCAAACCUUGGAAAUCUCCAACGGAUCGUUGAUGCAAACUUUUCAAACAAUGCGCUUUCAGGUCCCUUACCUACAGAGAUUUUUAGCCUCUCAUCCUUGUCAUACAUUCUGGAUUUGUCUAGGAAUCAUUUCAGUAGUUAUCUUCCAUCCCAAGUAGGUGGCCUCACAAAGCUGACAUACUUGUACAUCCAUGAGAACAACCUAUCUGGGAUGCUGCCAGAUACACCCAGCAACUGUGAGAGCUUGAUGGAGCUCCGUUUGGAUGGUAAUUACUUCAAUGGUAUCAUUCCUCUGUCCAUAAGCAGAAUGAGAGGCUUGGUACUACUGAAUUUGACCAAAAAUGCACUCACAGGUGCAAUCCCUCGAGAGAUAGGGCUCAUGAAUGGUCUGAAAGAACUGUACCUUGCACACAAUAAUUUGUCUGCACAGAUUCCCGAGACCUUGGAAAGCAUGACAUCACUUUACCAGCUUGACAUAUCCUUCAACCUUCUUGAUGGGCAAGUCCCAGCACGUGGUGUGUUCGCCAAUUUAACCGGAUUCUUAUUUGAUGGGAAUGAUAAGCUUUGUGGUGGUAUUUCCGAGUUGCAUCUGCCUUCAUGCCCAACCAAACCAGUUGUGCAUCGUCAAAGAAUAACUCACGUCGUUCAAAAUGCAGUGAUUUCUAGUGCAAGUAUCAUCUUACUUCUGUGCUUGAUCCUGGCACUAGUUGUCUUCUCAUUAAAAGGGAAAUUAAGAAUACCAUCAGUUAGAACAGCACCACUAGCUCCGUCAUUCAUGAAUGACAUGUAUCCUCGAGUUUCUUACUCAGACUUGGCCCAAGCAACAGAUGGCUUCACAGCCAACAAUACAGUUGGCACAGGACGGUAUGGAUGUGUUUAUAAGGGUAGGAUGUUACUGAAAGAGUCUGUAAUUACUGUCGCUGUGAAGGUUUUUGACCCUGAGCAAUCUGGCUCUUCAAGAAGUUUUGUGGCUGAGUGUAAGGUACUUAGCAAAAUUCGCCACCGCAAUUUGAUUGGCAUCAGAACUUGCUGCUCUGACUUGAACCAAAAUGACUUCAAAGCCAUUGUAUUUGAUUUCAUGCCUCACGGUGAUCUUGACAAGUGGUUACAUCACGACACUUAUGCACCCAAUUCAGUCAAAGUUCUAACACUAAUGCAGAGACUGAGCAUUGCUGUUGAUAUUGCGGCGGCACUAGACUAUUUGCACAACAACUGCCAGCCAGCAAUGGUUCACUGUGACUUGAAGCCCAGUAACAUUCUUCUUGGGGAGGGCAUGGUUGCUCAUGUUGGGGACUUUGGCCUAACGAAGAUUGUCACCGAUCCAGAAGGCGAGCAAUUGAUCAAUUCGAAGAGUUCGGUGGUGGGAACAAUUGGAUAUGUUGCUCCAGGUAACUGAUUUUCUUAUCCUGUUUUUAGGUCCAGCAAGUGUUGUGGUGGUUUGGCAUAUUACUCAUGUCGUUAGUGCAGUGCAGAAUACGGUGAAGGUGGUCAGAUAUCUCCAUCUGGGGAUGUCUAUAGCUUUGGUAUCGUGCUCCUUGAGAUGUUUACAGCAAAGACGCCUACAGAGGCAAUGUUCACCGGUGGAUUUACCUUACUAGAGUAUGCAAAGAUGGCAUAUCCAGCACAACUGAUGGAGAUUAUUGACCCUCUUCUGCUAUCAGUUGAGAAUACACAGGGAGAUAUCAAUAGCAUCAUGUACUUUGUCACAAGACUUGCCCUAGAAUGCAGUAGGAAAAGACCAACUGAAAGGUUGUCCAUCAGAGAUGUUGUAGCUGAGAUGAACAAGAUAAUGGCUUGCCAUGCUGCAGGAGUAACUAGGCAAAGCGGUUCCGGGUGAUUGAACAGCAGUGCUUUAAUUUCACAAGAUAUCC